Diorhabda sublineata is the source of this 6355-nucleotide messenger RNA. It is a transcript of the gene Sec22, whose product is annotated as vesicle-trafficking protein SEC22b-B. Lineage: Eukaryota; Metazoa; Arthropoda; Insecta; Coleoptera; Chrysomelidae. Gene Ontology annotation, molecular function: SNAP receptor activity. Gene Ontology annotation, cellular component: endoplasmic reticulum-Golgi intermediate compartment; ER to Golgi transport vesicle membrane; endoplasmic reticulum membrane. The record is from RefSeq and is a predicted model, not a curated record. The transcript has 4 exons. Gene Ontology annotation, biological process: vesicle fusion with Golgi apparatus; endoplasmic reticulum to Golgi vesicle-mediated transport; retrograde vesicle-mediated transport, Golgi to endoplasmic reticulum. The coding region runs from base 112 to 753 and encodes 213 amino acids.
AGAAAAGAAGAAGUAACUGACGUGUUAAUCAUGACGUGUAAAUAAAGUAACCUACCCGACACUUCCAUCAAAAGUAUAUUCAGUUUGCAAAUAGUGUUUAAAUUUAAAAGUAUGGUUUUAAUGACCAUGAUUGCUAGGGUAGCAGAUGGACUACCACUGGCUGCAACUAUGCAAGAAGAUGAACAGUCAGGAAGAAGUAUUCUAGAUUAUCAGAACCAAGCUAAAAUGCUAUUUCGAAAAUUAGGACCUCAAUCCCCUACUAGAUGUACAAUAGAGACUGGACCAUAUUUGUUUCAUUAUUUGAUAGAGUUUGAAGUUUGUUACCUAGUUUUAUGUGAAAAAACAUAUUCAAAACGACUUGCUUAUUCCUAUUUAGAAGAUAUAGCACAACAAUUCCAUUCAGAAUAUGGUAAACGAGUGAACACAGUAACUAGGCCAUAUACUUUCAUAGAAUUUGAUACCUACAUUCAAAAAGCAAAAAAACAAUUUGCAGAUUCUAGAUCAAGACGAAAUUUAAAUACAAUUAAUAAUCAAUUACAAGAUGUUCAAAGAAUUAUGGUGCAAAAUAUUGAUGAUGUUUUGCAACGAGGGACUGUCUUAUCAGAAUUGGAUACCAAAACUCAAAAUUUAUCAAUGCUGACAGAGAAAUAUAAAAAGGAUGCCACUUUUUUAAAUACGAAAUCCAUGUAUGUGAAGGCGGCAGUUGGAGGAAUUGUUCUACUUCUAUUUAUUUUGUAUUUUUGGGUUCUUUAAAAAAAGUAAAAAUUCCAAUUUCAUUUCCUAAAGCAGUGAGAGAAUGACAGUGUAGUGCUUGAACAAUCAAACAUAUUUUUAAUAUGUACACUAAUUACUUAUACAGUUUGUAAUGAGGUCUUGGUAAUUUUUUCUUCAGUCAUUAAACUACAAGUUUUUCUCAUAUUUCUGACAUGACUGGUAUCACCUUUUUACAUGUGUAAAAAUAUUUUGAUAUUAUCACAAUCAAGCUUUUACUUCUAUACUGAGUAACUAAGGAAAUCUUCUCUUGAUGCACUUUCUAAUUCAGUCAGUUUUUAAUCAUGUUUUCAAAUUUCUUCAUUUUAUUUUCAUGUUUUUUCUCUUUUCCUUUUGUCUUUGAUAAAUUUCUUUCCUCCAUAUUCAUUGACUUUUGAAGAUGAUACCUUGUUCUGUACUCUUUUCUUCUCCAUGUCUCUGAUUAAGAUAAGCGUUGUUAUACUUCAAACUCCACUAACUAAUCUUUUUUAGGGGUUUAUGUGAACAACAGCUUUGUUAAAUUGUUCUAUUUCACUAGUCUAUCGGAAUCAGUCAUCUUGGUAUAUACUGCAAUAUCCACUCUAUAAAUAAACCCCAUAUCAAGUAACUCUCCAUAAUGUUUUCUUUUAGCAUUUCCUUCCAAACCAUGCUUAUAGAUCUGCAUCCUUGGAAGGUGAGGUUUAGGUAGGUAUAAAAACCUUGCAGGGGGAGGUCAGUAAAAUGGACAAACUUUGAUGGAUAAUUUGUUGUUAAUCCUACCAUCUCAGAAUCUAAUUUCACUAGCUUUGUAGGUUUCAAAAGUGCCUUUGAGCUUAUUUUGAUUUGUUGCUAAUGUAUUUCACUAUUAUAAUUCUCAGAAGAGUUACUAACAAAACGAAAACGCCUAGUCAGUAAUGCUUUUUGAGACAAACAUUUUGGAAACUGAAUUUGUAAAAUUUUUGUUAUCUUAAUGUGAAGUAUAGUCGUCGUAUUUAUGCAAUUAUACUCAUCAAAACGUUCCAUUAGUUGUAUACAGUUAAAUUUAGUAUGAUUCAUAACAUACCCCAAAAAAAAAAUCAUAGAAUUUUCUAUAUUCCUCAACUAUUUUGACGAACAGACAAUACCAAAAAUCGUUAAGACAUAAAUCAUCUGUGACGUGCAAAGGUAUUUGUGUUAAAUAUACUAGAUUACAUCUUUGACGGGCAUUUUAACCAAAAGUGAAAGAGUAGAAACAGAAAAUACGAAAAUUGAAAACAUUUUACUUUGUUAUAAAAGUCAUACUCUCGCUGUGUAAAGAAAACUACAAGACAUAAACAAUAUACUGCAUUCUUAAAAGUAGGAAGUUUCCAUAAAAAAUAUAUACAGGGUGAGUCACAUUGUUUAUACUAUCUGUUAUGGCGAAUUUGGGAAAAUUUUGCACUUGUUGGAGAUCGAAAAAAAAAGCACCUGUGACCCAGUUCUUCUCGCUUCAUCAAUAUAUUGAAUUAUUUUGCCCCCUAAUUUGUGAAUACACAAUUGGGUUAAAAUAAUCACUUUCUUGGUAGGAUCACAAUAUUUAAGCUCAUUUUUUUUUUUUUUCGAAAGCAAAAACUGCAUACAUUUGAAGUGAAUCCUAUGUUGAAGUUUUUUGAAAAUGUAUCGAACCUCAAAGCUUUCUCAGCUACAAAAGAGUCUCCUGGAUUUUUGUCUAUUAUAGUGGCUUUCAGUAGCUUUUAAUUUACCUAUAAAAUCAAUCACUUUAUUCCGUUUUUCUGCAUUUUUAGCCGAACAAUAAUCUCCACCUCUAUUUUCUUUAAUAUCCUUUCCUAAUAUUAUAGUACAUGUAAUUGUAUACAGUCGUUUCAAAGAAAUCAUUUUUGGCACACUCUGUAGGUAGAUCCAUCUAUUGUGUACAUCCUGUAUUCUGCUCCUAAUUGAUGCUGAUCUCUACACUCUGAUUUAUACAAUUUGCAUCAUCUUAGAGGAGCCCUUGCUCUACAAAAAUCAGAAAUUUUGCGAUAUUGAAUGAGUUAGUCUGGUGUUUGAGGAACCCUAUUUCAUACAUUUUCUAAAUUGGGAAAAUGAUUCAGGUAUAUAAAUAACACGGUGACUAAUUUGUUAACCUUGCUUAAAAGCAUUAAUUAAUGAUAAUUAUCCAUUUGAAUGAUAUGCAGUAGUGAAUUAAAUUAAAAUGCAACUUCGAUAUGUAUCGCCAUUUAGAAGCGAAAAAUGUUAAUUUUGGAUAAUAUUCCUUUCGAAUUUUUGCUCCUCAUAUAUUUAAAAAAUAUAUGAAUGAACAACGUGCGGUUUAUCACCGUUCCACUAAAUUCUUCCUUUCAGUGUUUGCAUACUUAUUUAAAAUUUAGGAGUUGGAAUAUCUACAUAAGAUAUGCAAAAAAAUUGUUCAUGUCUUGUAAUUAUUUAAAUAUAGUUUAAGCAUUUGGAGAUCAGUAUUUGAGGGGUUUAUAUUGAAAAAAAGGUAAUGUGUGAAAUGACAAUAUAUAUAUCAUUUACAAGUUAAAGGUUUGGUUGUUAGAAUCUAUGUAGUUCAAUAUUUUAAUCAACAGUUUAUGAAUUAUCAAAGUGUAAACUUUUACCAAAUUUAUGUCUUAGGGAGAAAUUCACACAUACGAGGUGUGAUAAAAAAUACAGCGAGUGAUUUUAUUAAAAACAAAGUAAUAUAAAAUUUGAAUGAAUCUCAUUAACAGUGUUGCCCUUUGCUAGUAAAGCACUUAUUACAAACAUAGAUUCAUUAUUAGAAUUAUUUCUGGAAGGACUAUUUCAAAAUGACUUGUGCUAAAUUUAAUGAGUAAGCGAAUGUUAACAGAUAGAAAGACCUUUAGCAAUCAAAAUCAAUCAAAACCUUCUUAAGGUUGUCACGAUGAAGAUGUUAUUUUGUUACUCAUUGUGGCUUUCUUUUGUAUAUUGAAAUUUUAUUUAUUUUUUAGUUUUUACAAGCUUUUGUCUACAAAUUGUAACAAUUUUUUGACAAUGAAACAUUUCUCUCUCUUAUACGCGGUGCGAAUCAAAAUUUCUGUGAAUUAUUUCAUUGAAAAUUGAAUUAGUUUCCUGCCUUUGGCUAGCAAUAUCCUCAAUGUAGAGAACCAUGACUGAAAGGUUUUUAUCCACUUCUCACUGUUCUUUGUGUCAAGAAAAAAAGUUUAGGUCAUCUAAUACUGAUCAAUACGGAUUUGACUGGUUUGAAGGAGAUUAACUGCUACCAACAGUAUCUGUAUGGUAAUGGUAUGAAUAAAAUAAAACUAAUUCAUAACAUACCAAAUCUUUUUUUCUGGCACUUUCUAAUAUUUUCGGAUAGCAUACCUCGGCCAUUAGAGGAUUGACAGAAAUAAUUUUUUCAUUGUGAAGCAGGUGCUCGAGAUUACGUGACUUAAUAUUGCAACUAAAAAUUGCUGACUUAUCUACUAAUUGAAAUUGAUGUAACGUAAGUAAUUGAUAUUUUAAAAUUUCCUUGAUCGUAUUUUUUAUCAUACCUCGUAUCCACAAUUGAAAUUUCCAACAGAAAUAAUAAUUCCAUAAAUGAAAUCUAUUUAGUAGAUUUUAAAUGUAAAAGAAAAAUAUUUUUCUUUAAUUUUUAAGUUUGUUAGCAACUAUGACGCUAGAUUUAUGUAUAUAAAUGUUUUGUAUUUGCUGUAUAUUUUAAUUAUAUGUAGAGUUUGUUUACAUGCAUUUUACAGUGAUAAUAAUGGCUAGAAUAUCGUGAAAUUUAUUAUUGUUCUGGUGUAGAUUAAUAAAAUGGUGUAUUAUGGUAUAAUUUACAUCUUCGUUUAGAACUCUUAACUUAUAUUGCUGUUCAAAUUGUUUUUAUUGAGGUUAGAUAAUUUUAAUUGGUUUUUAUGUCCCAGAAGGUUUAGAAAAUAUAUUUAAUUUUAAUUUCGACUGAUCCAAUCUAGAUCGGUAGAAUAAUGUCGUGUCGUUUAACAUCACUAAAGUCUUUAUUUACAAAUAUUUCAACAAGUAAGUUGAUCGUUGUAACAUUUUUCAUAAAACCAGGGAGUUAUAGUAGAAUAAAUUUUGCCAAAUUACUGCUACAAUAUUUAAUGUAUUGCGAAUUCUUCGCCACCUUUAAUCCCUCUUCAGACAUUUACAACAAUAUAAUUUGCCUUUUUGGCAAAGGCAUUCAACAAAGUCUGGCACGAGGACUGCUAUACAAAAUCAGGAAAAACUUCCAGCACAAUCUUUUCAAUACCCUACCUGCAAAACAGACAUUUUCUAGUUAAAAUCCUAGAUUACAUCACUAAUUAUGUCAGGAGUCUCACAGGGUGUACACAGCUGAUAUUCCUACACACAACAACGUAACUACCGCAACAUAUGCAGAUGACAGUGAUGCGCUAGAAUCUCACCCGGACCCAGCUAUGGCAUCUCAUAUAUUUCAGACAAACUUUGACGCCAUUUUCUUGUGGUUGAAAACUUGGAGAAUAAAAGUAAAUGAAAAAAAAUCUGUUCAUGUCACUAAAAUCCAACGGAGAGGGACCUGUCCAACUUUCCAUGAUCCCCUAAUUAUUUUGAAGGGCUAAGAGUAUUUUUAGGAAUACUUAUUUUGAUAUAAUCAAUUGCCUUCCAAAAGAAGCUUCUGAGAAAACGCUCCCGAUAUAAGAAAUGAGUUGGUGGCCAAUGCCAUGAGGCGUGACCGUUUUUUGUCAACACGCAGGUUUAUACAAUUCGCGGAUAACAAUAACAGAUUUAAAAGACAAAAUGUACAAGCUUCGUCCUGUUACAGACUAUUUAAAAAACAAGUUUUUAACUCAUUUUGUGCCUGAACAAAAUCUUUGCUAUUAUAAAUCCAUGAUAAGAUACUACGGCUGGCACGAUUGUAAACAAUUCAUUAGGAGCAGAUCAAUUCGUUUUGGCUGCAAGGUGGCGCCUGAUGGUUACGUAAUAAAUUUCGAAAUUUACCAAGGACGAAAUCCUAAGGCUAAUUUAGAAUAUGAGUUUUCAUUUGGUAAAUGUUCAGCCCCAAUUUUGCAAAUGAUUGAGACUAGAUAGCUAGUUCACGAUUUGGUGUAGCCCCUAUCUAAACCGUUGAAAGGUUUUCCAGUACUGAGAAAAAUAAUGUUCUUGUCCCACGUUUAAAUCUAAUUAUACAGUGCAAUAAAAACAUGGACGAAACAGACCAAAUGGACAACAAUAUUUCGUGUUAAGGUUUCUCAUGGAUAUAUGUCCUCUGUUUUUAUAUCGGUCCUAUACUUUAUAUUAGAUCCAAAAAGUGGUACUGGCCAAUAUUUUCAUAUCUAAUAGAUGCAGCAGUACAGAUUGCAUGGUUAUUAGGAAGAACGCCGACAAAGAAAUUGAUCAGCUAGAGCAUCGAAGAAGUAUUGUUCAGGUGAAAAAAGACCUACUAUGAACUUUGUCUUUUUUACAAUUAUUUUUGCUUUUUUUAGGUUUAGCAGACUAAUUAUAAGAACCCUGCAAAAAAUACAGGUCCAAAACCAAAAGCACCGGGCUGUUAUAGCCGAAUAAGUAAUGACAUACGGUUUGAUAAAUUGAAUUACUUUAUGGUUUCAGUUCCUGAUGGAAAGCGCCGAAGAUGUGCGGGCGAAAAUUGCAACAGCAAGGGAAGAAAGAUGUGCUCUAAAUGCGAAGUGGGCUUAUGAAUACAAUGUUUUAAAGAUUUUCAUUAUAAAUUAAA